Molecule: messenger RNA, 1269 nt
Organism: Galendromus occidentalis (western predatory mite)
Lineage: Eukaryota; Metazoa; Arthropoda; Arachnida; Mesostigmata; Phytoseiidae
Exons: 2
Coding region: 80-742 (220 amino acids)
Source: RefSeq, a predicted model, not a curated record
AUUCAACCGGGAAGAUUGCGUUGUCCAACAGGUAUUCGGUCCCGAAAUCGACAGCCCCGCUUUCGCGCUCAGCAUUACAAUGUUGUCGCGUUCGCUCUUAUUCUCCGUUGCGUUUGCCGGUGUAGUGUACUCGCAAACUGUGAUUGUGACUAAUUCAGAUGUCGAUAGCGAACUAUCGGCGACGGGUAAAAUUAUCCGCCCGAACGUAACGAUCACGACGUCCCAGCGGCGCGUUUACGUGCCGAAGGGUAAGUCACUCAAGUUCGGAGACUCGCCGAUCCUCAAGCUGAGCUUCCAGCCCUCGGCGAAACUCUCUAAGGCGCUGUCGUUCUCAGAGCCGAAAAGCUCUCAGUUCUUCCACUUGGUUCCUUCCACUCCCACUCCCGUCAAGCCGGAAUCCACUUCGCUAGCGCCGCCGGCGCCGACGAAGAUGCGUUCGGUCCACCGGAUAUCGAACACGACCUAUCAGAUGCCCGCAGAUUUCCUCUGCGAGGGAUUGGACUGCCCGAAAGGUCAUCAGUGCAGUCUCGCUCAACCGACUUGCACUCCAGAAGAUUGUUCGCUGAAGCCGUCUUGUGCCAAAAAACUCUCGGAUCACUGCGAGAAAUGCCAACCUCCCUGCGUACACGCUAUUCUGAACUUGGACGCCCCCGGAGGAUGUCAUCCGUGUCUCUGCGAGGUCACGGUCUUCAGGCCUCCACCUCGCUUGGCUAAGCGAUUGGCCGCAAUCGCUGCUCAGUAACGAUGGCGCACUCCGGCUUCACUUCUCUCCCAUUAGUUGUGGACCCUCUUCCGUCACUCGGAACCACACAGAUGCAGAUCGAGUCCACUAAAUCUCAAAAACCGCUCCGAGCUCCGAAGAUCGGCAAUUUCUCGCAGAAGCCUUCGGAGUCCAUUUGAUUUCCUCGUUUCUAGCUUCGACCCCGAGUCCUCAAACCACCGAAAUAACAUUGAUCGGAUUCAGCUUCGUAUUAUCACAGACCUAUUUAUUAUCGCCUAGGUAGGUGAGCAUCUAAAUAAUCAAGAAUACUAUACCAGUUCGGCUGUCGAUUACCAGCCGCCUCGUGUACAGAUCGCCCAUGUACAGAUCAGGAGAGCAGAAAUCGAAUCAUGUCCAGACCCGUAGGUACGUAGGUAUAGAUCCUUGAGCAAUGUAUGAAUUGUAUGAGAGCAUGAGAACCAUUCCGAAUUUCCGAGUCUUUAGUACCAGCGUGUAGAAAAUAUGUUCGAAGUUCCCAUCACUAGCCUGGAGACAAUAAAUCUAAUCAA